AGAGGAGAAGGAGAGAGAGAGACAGAGAGAGAGAGAGAAAGAGUAGAGGAAUUCAGUUUUUGUGAAGAGAUUGAACUGGAGUUGCAUGGAGCCCAUCAGACUGGAGAAUGAAGAUCUCCGCGGUGCUAACAGCUCUCCUGACUAACCUCCUCUUAGGAAAUGUGUGCUCAGCUAUCAAUGUCACAGUCACACCUUCUCCGUUCACUGUGGUGGCCGAGGGGGAAAACAUCACCCUGUCCUGUCAGGUGACCCAGCGGCGGCGGUCAGCGAGUCUGCCUGUGGUGCGCUGGAUGUUUCAGCCGGAGUCAGGAGGAGAGGAGCUGCUGGUGGCACGGGUGAACAUGAGGAGAGCCAAGUUCUACGGAAACUACACCAAGAGCUUCUGCGAGCCCAAAAUCAAACUGACAGUGGUGAAACAGGGCAAGAUAUACAACCUCCACAUCGUGAACAUCAGCAGACAGGACAGGGGUCUUUACAGCUGCAGGGUCCAGGAGUUCAAGAAGCAUCAGGAGCGAUGGAAAGCUUCGACCAACAGCUCGGCCUCCACGCAGCUCAGAGUCCAUGUUCUCCGAGCCAGCAAACCAAAGGAGGAACUGUGGAGUCUGUUUGAAGAUGUGUAUCUGUGUGCUGUGCUGGUGUGUUGUGUUGGGCUCUUGUGCAUGUGCAUGUUCACUAUAGCUUUGAGCUGUCAGUAUCUGCAGAGGAAGAGACGAUUAAAAGAAAACUAUAAUUUGGUCAAGAGCCCACAGAACAGUUCAGGCGAGACGGUCACUAGUGUCGUUAGUCUCUCUCCGGCUCUUCCCAAGAAGAUGAGAAAGUACAAGAAAAAUAAAAGUGUGGAGCAACCAGACCUGCCACCAGAGAUACCAGCUAAAGCCCCUAUUGCAGACAAAAUGCGAAAGCCGAAGCUUUUAAAACCUCAACCCAGAAAAGUGGUUUUGCCCAAAAUUGCAGAGGAGAGUCUAACAUACGCUGAGCUAGAACUGAUGAAGCCCCUGCCUGAAGCCAAAACUGCAAACACAGGGACGGUGUACGCUCAGAUACUCUUUGAGGACAAGUCGGUGUAGCAUUACAUGUUCUUGCAGAAAACUUUAUUUAUAAUAACACAAUACUGAUUUUAUUUGUCACCUUUUUUCUGAUGUUUUAUACAUGCAGCCUUAAGUAAUCUGUACAUAGUGUAUAUGUAUAUACAGUAUAUUCUUUACUUUCUAUGUUGACAUUUUAUCUGUGACAAAAAAUAAAUAAAUAAAUAAAUACACAGCUAAUUAUUCUGUAUUCUGACCAAAAACUGUAACUAAAAGGCACGUAAAUACAGCAGUCUCAAGAAACAACUUUUGCAAAAGAUUAUCUAAAGGUAAACACCAACAAAAAAUAUCCGUUUGAAUAUGCCACAAGUUGCAUUUGUUAAUAAACUAAUAAUUUAUAUGAGGACAUUUUGCACAAACAUAUUUUCAAAAAAAUAAAAUUACAAAAAUCUUCCCAGGACUGUUCUGGGUUCAAAACAAAUUCAUCUCUACGAAAAGCUUCUGUGGUCUGCGCUUGAUGUGUUUAAGCUUGUAUUAAUUAUUCUGCAUUAUUUGAGCUGUAAAGUUGUGUAAACCAUCCGUUUAGUGAUGGGUCUACUUUUCUAGAUGGAUGCAUUUAUUUAUGCAUUACCAACACCAAGUGUUUUUCCAUUUAACAGUAGUUUUGUGAAUAGUUACAUCUCAUCCCUUUAUGUUAAUCUAGCUGUUUUUCUGCUCAGAUUAUUGAGUUUAAAUGCUUUGUACAUUAUUGUAAACAAAAAGUUCAUAUAACUUUGAAUAGAUAAGCUAAUAAGUGAUUUUAUCACACUAGGCUCAAGUUACCAUGUAAAACUGUUAAUGUAAUGUAAAUGUUGUGGAUUUUGAAACAGUAUUGUAACAUUUGUUCCAGUGCACAAUUACUUUCUUACUCAGCAUUUUUGUCUCGUUUACUACUAAUAAUAUCUAAACAUUCUUACAACCUAAGCAAAAUGAAGAUAUAACAGUAAGUCUUAUUUUCUGAGUAAUGUGUGAACAUUAAGUUUAAGUUUAAACCAAGAAAAAGUAUCUGCCAAUGGGAUCAGAAAAAUAAAUUGAAUUCAAAAAGUGGAAACCAGAGUUGUUGUUUUUUUUUUGUUUUUUUGACCACAUUGACUGAUAUUUUUCUUGUUUUUAAGGAUUAACUUGCUUAGUUUACAGUUAUUUGUUGAUUUAACAACUUUUAGAUAUUUGUACUGGAAAACGAGACAAAAAUGCUAAGAAAAUGAUUUUUCUGCAGUGUACAGUAUGUUAUUGUGAUUUAUGUUUGUUUGUUUCCACGAGACUGAAUCAUUUCUGUGAUAAAGGAAAGCAGGCCACAGAAGCUCAGGAACCUGGAAAAUUCCUUUAAAUCUGAUGAAUUGCUCAAGCCUGUUUGUUUGAAUGUUAUGACUUGUUUUAAUGGAAGAACGUUUUGGAUUCAAUUAUGGAAAGCUAAUGAAAUAUUAGGGCGUUUCCAUAUCUGGAACAGACAUACAGGCACCACAGAUCUGACCUUUCAGUGUCUGUCUGCCUCUUAUAGGAAUAAAUAAGAUACAAUCUCUCACUUAAAGGGUUUUUGACACUAUCACAGACUUUCCGUGUGUAAGAAAGUUCUUUAACUGUGAAAUGUAAAGGGUACCGUGAGCCCACCGCCUUCACCACUAACAAGAACCAUCUGUGAAUGACGUACAGAGACUCUAUGCUCAACACAUGCCAAAAACAUACUUUUUUCUCUUCUGUUUUAUAAUUGUACUCUUAAUUAAACAUUUUGAUGUGAAAGAACGUGACUAAACCUGACUGCUUUUACUCUGUACUGUAUGUCAACUGUAAUAUUCAUGUAAUAUUUCA
Messenger RNA from Carassius gibelio (silver crucian carp), 2870 nucleotides. RefSeq names its product V-set and transmembrane domain-containing protein 4-like. The coding region runs from base 108 to 1067 and encodes 319 amino acids. The record is from RefSeq and is a predicted model, not a curated record. The transcript has 8 exons. Lineage: Eukaryota; Metazoa; Chordata; Actinopteri; Cypriniformes; Cyprinidae.